GACAGAAACGAAAACCCACAUCCAACAGCACACGGCGCGCUCGGCAGCACGCUCAAUCUUGUUUUGCGCGUUACAAAGCGAACACAGCGUGUGUUUUUCCUCCGUGUCACUCACCGCUGCUGAAAACGCGCCAUAAAAAUUGUGUGCAGCACACUCGGUGCAAACUUUUGUUUGUUGUGUGGAAACGCUUUCCUUGUCGAGUGGAAGCCCUGUUCGUUAGCUCCUUGCAUCAGGAAAAAUCCAAGCAGCCCGUGUUUGUGAUAAGUGUUUGAAACGGAAGAUUAAAGUGAUUAGAAGAAAGAAGCCCCUCAGAGAGAACUGAAAUUCAAAUUUUGCUUCCAAGUCGAGCGGCUAGCUUGUGUGAACGUGUGUAUGUGUGUAUGUUUGUGCUUGGCUUUUGUUGCCUGUAUAAUAUAGGCUGGCUUUUGAGCCACUUUGGUCUGCUUGUGCCUGGUGAACAACCUCGAUCGAACCGUGCGUCGUGGUGUGUGGUGCAUUAGAGAGAUAGCUGAAGAAAAGCAAAGGAAAAGCCCAUCAUCCUCCUCACGCCCGCACGCCGUUUGUGUGUGCGUAUGAGUGUGUGUGUUUAGGUCGGUCAUACAGAAGGGGAAAGCGAGGAAAAUUACUUACCCCUCGCGCCGUCGGGCAGAGCCAGCAAUCGCAGCAGCAUCGGAUUCAGCUACAAUUCCACUUGGCAGGAACGGUUCCGGAAUUGAGAAGAAGAAAUCAGAUAAGCGUAUCCGGCUCGAAGGACCAAAACAAGCAACUUUCGCUACAUAUCCAACGUGUGGGUGAACACACAGUCUCUCUCCGUGUGUGCGUGUGAGAGUGUGGCGUUACGAAGGACAUCCCGCCCUCCCCCAACAUAUUAUCAAGUGCAACAGUGGCAGCAGGUUUGCUGGCAACGGUCGCAAAGCUGGAUUACAAAAUGCUGAUGCAGGUUUCCCCGGAUGCGGCCGAUGCCGCACUGGCGCUGGUGCAGUCGGGCGGCACCGGCACGACGACGACCACGUCCUCCUCCCAGAGCAGCCAGAAGGACACGACCUGGACGAAGCUGUUCGUGGGCGGGCUGCCGUACCACACGACCGACAAGAGCCUGCGGGAGCACUUUAGCGUGUACGGCGAUAUCGAGGAGGCCGUUGUGAUAACCGACCGCACCACCAGCAAAAGCCGCGGCUACGGAUUCGUGAUUAUGGGCGACAGACUGAGUGCUGAGCGUGCCUGCAAGGAGCCGAACCCGAUCAUCGACGGCAGGAAAGCGAACGUGAACCUAGCGAUACUGGGCGCCAAACCGCGGGGCAACGCAUCACAGGGUUACCAGUUCGCCACGACAGGACUGCGGACGGCCGGCUACCCAGUGAUACCGGGCCAGUACGGAGUGCCACCGUCUUACAUUUACGGCACACCGUACCUAGGCACGGCGGGCGGUUCGACCGGAGCGGGCGCAACCGCCUCCGGACUGGUGCCGAUCCCUGCCACCCAGCUGUCGCACGCAGCCGCCAUCGCGGCCGCCACUAGUCAAUUCUACGAGUACCAGAAUGCGGUAGCAGCAGCCGCCGCCGCACCGUAUCCGGGCCAGUACAGUACAGGGUUCGAUGCGUAUCCCUAUGGAUCCGGUGCCUCAGCUGCCGGAGCUGCGGCUGCCGCCGCCCAGUACAUGGCCGGACCGUACACGUACGCCACGCUGCCGCAAGCAGGAGCUGCCGCCGCCGCCGCUGCUGCCGCGGCGGGUGCAUUUCCCGGCCUGUCGCCCUAUCAGAACGCGACCGGUGCUUCGCUCCAGGAGGCUAGACUGCAAUAAUAUUUACUACCGCAAGCGCUGAUGCUGUCGCUGCUCGGCGAUGGCGUCGGUGGCGUCAACGAGAAGCGCUCGUAACUCGCGACGAAUGCGCGCCUUCCGCUGCGCCAACGCAGCGAGGAGUUGGGAGAUGGUUUAGUUUGUAGUGUCCGCUGCCUAGCCAAAAAACAUAAAAAAGAAAAA
This is a messenger RNA of Anopheles gambiae (African malaria mosquito), 1981 nucleotides long. RefSeq names its product RNA-binding protein 24-B. NCBI's taxonomy places the organism in Eukaryota, Metazoa, Arthropoda, Insecta, Diptera, Culicidae. Bases 929 to 1801 code for a protein of 290 amino acids. Gene Ontology annotation, cellular component: cytosol. Gene Ontology annotation, molecular function: RNA binding. The record is from RefSeq and is a predicted model, not a curated record. The transcript is spliced from 9 exons.